AUGUCUGCUCCAGAGGGAAACGUCAAUCUCCAGACAAUGACCGUCACAGAGCCCGAGCGCUCGUAUGAUGCGCAGCCAAAGUCACAUCCUGCAAUGGAUCCCCAACAGCCCCAUCCCGACACAGCCGAAGACGUCAACAUGCGUGGAGGCGAUCGAGGCGGCUGCUGCCCGGGCCGGUUUUGCUUCAUCAUACCCUGCCCGAUUCCUAUUGAUUGCUGCAUCAUCUAA
Messenger RNA from Trichoderma gamsii, 228 nucleotides. RefSeq lists its product as hypothetical. The record is from RefSeq and is a predicted model, not a curated record. Lineage: Eukaryota; Fungi; Ascomycota; Sordariomycetes; Hypocreales; Hypocreaceae. Bases 1 to 228 code for a protein of 75 amino acids. The transcript has 2 exons.